ACUCAGUUUCAGUACGCGAUUCAAUCCGCUCACGUCAACACAGCACGCUUAAAAUGAAGUCCGCUAUUAUUUGCGUGUUCUUCAUCGCGACUGCAACGUGGGCUCAGGAUACAAAGCCAGAAGUUCCCAUCUAUCCACCUCCGCCUUCUAUAACAAGGACGACCACAGAAGCACCUGUAACGAACACUUUAACAGAGGAGCCAACAGAAGAGUCCUUGACAACUACAACAACUGAGACCACAACUACAGCAGUAGAACCCUCCACAACUACAACGACAGAAACCACCACAGCUUCCACAACACAAGGGGAUCCAAUAUAUCCGACUUACGGACCUCCCUACGUGCGACCCUCGACCUCAGGGAUACCUUCAUAUUCUCCCACAAACCCCUGGAUCUGGAACAAUGGCAAUCCGGCAGUAAAAUGUUAUCUGCGAAAUCAGCAGGAGUACAGAAGUAAUUGUUAUGGAGUGGGUUGGCAUCCGAUGACAAUUUGUUACCGCUGCUGCUACUACGAUUAUAACAGAAUCGCCGGAUGCAGUAAAGUUCACCGAGGACGCUGUUCGUGGUAUGAUUAUGCUCGAUGGAUAUCUCCGAAUUUAUAUGUGUAUUAAAUAAUAACUUUAGAAGUUGUCCUAACAUUGAAAUUAAAUAUAAACUGUACAUUUCUCUAAUAAAAGAAUUGUUAUGCAUCAGUUGUCGAACAAAUAAAAGGUUUUAAUA
Molecule: messenger RNA, 720 nt
Organism: Drosophila mauritiana
Lineage: Eukaryota; Metazoa; Arthropoda; Insecta; Diptera; Drosophilidae
Product: salivary glue protein Sgs-3
Exons: 2
Coding region: 54-611 (185 amino acids)
Source: RefSeq, a predicted model, not a curated record